AGUCACUGUCGGCUUUUCGCGCAACAAUCAGCGCUGUCAGCUGUUUCCAAACUUGUCGACGUCAAUAUAUUUGUUGUUUUGUUUUGAUCACACCGUAUAUAGCCAUUUUGAUGUAAUCGCAUUCCCGAAAAGAGUGUAAGAAAAUUCUGUACAAUGGAUGCAGCAAUAAACGGAGAACAGUUGACCGCUCAUAAAAUACAAGUGCAAUAAUUGUAAAGUGUGGGAAUCCUUAAGAACUCAAUACGAAGUUUAGACGAUUGGAAACACAGCGGAAGGCACACAAGAAACCGAGUAUAUGCAUGUACCUAUACGUACCUAAUAGUGAAAAUUGCAAAUGCGCAUUUGGAAAGCGCAGGUGAAAAAGACCGAAGUUCUGACAAAAAAUUAUUUAAUUAUUAAAGUAUUGCUUAAUAAAAUAUAGAAACAUCUUUUAAACAUUUAAGAAACUGCAGUGUAUUGUUCUUAAAAAGUAAACUAAGAUUUGGUGCUUAAGAAAAACAGGAAAUUAGCUUUGAAGAAAGUGGGCUGUAUUUAAAAGUGAAGUGUUGUGUAUCUUUUGACCUUGACAUUGAUUGCCCGCAGCCUAUAAUGGCCAAUUGCUUUGUGAUUACGCCUAAAGUGUCGCCGGAUCUAUAUCUCUUCACCGCCAAGUUUUCCAACGUGUCAAAUAUCGUAGCCGCUGCUGCCUCCGAAAUUUUACAAUUUAAGUUGAAGUGCCGCCGGCUCCUGGUGUCCGCAGUGUGCCAACAAUACUCUCGACCCUUCAUCAUACGAUACAGCGACCGUGAACUAGCCGAACACGCCUAAAUUGUAAGCGCAACUUUUGUUCGAGCAUUUCGAACGCCAUAAUUUAAUAUUUAACAAAAAUAAAAGUGUUAAGCAAAACAUUAAUACAAAAUAGUGUGCAAACAACUUUUAUAUUUGUAUUGGUACCCGCAUAAUUUAACAACCUAAUCGACGGUGCGUAAGCAGAUUUUAUCUUUUUCUUAGCGUCCACCGAUAAGAAAUAAUCAUGUCGAAACCGGUGCCAUUACUUGGUGGAGAAGAGGACAAUGUGAGCCGACAACUGUCGACUGUUUCCCCACCGGUAGCGGAAUUGAAUGACAUGAAUUCGCCAUUACAUACGUUUCCUACCGACAUACAUACAGAGCUGGAAGAGUUUCGUGACAAUUGGCAACGUGAACUGAAUAGUCAGAGUGGAACUGUAACACCUAACAGAACCGUUGAGCAAAAGCAAAAGCUGACCAAUAAUGUCACUGAUGUUGAUCAGCAUAAGCUGGCAGAAAAUCUAUUCCGCAGUGCCGUGGAGCUGGAACAGCGAGGCAAGGUUUAUGAUGCUGUGCCACUAUACCGUAAAGCUGUACAAAUCGUGCCGGACAUUGAGUUCAAAUACUAUGAACUUCAGAAGAAAAAGUCAUCAGCCACUUCGAGUAAUUAUUCUGAUGGAAUUCAUUCGUUAGAAUCCGUGCAAGCAAGCAAAGAAAGAGCAGAUGAAAUCGAAGAUAAUGAAGAGAUCAUUGAAGAUUUAUAUGAGAAGUUUCAAUUGGAUUUGGCAAGUGCCGACGGACGUUUACUGCAAAGCAGCCGAGACCCGAGUGUAAUUAGCACGGAAACACAUAUUUCUGAAUUACCGCCGGAAAUAUUGUUGUACAUCUUACGUUGGGUUGUAUCGGCGCAGUUAGAUAUGCUUUCACUGGAGCAAUGCGCUUCUGUGUGCAAGGGACUAUAUUUGUGUGCGCGCGAUGAGGAGCUGUGGCGUUUAGCGUGCGCCAAAGUGUGGGGAGUUAAUCUUGGCUCAUUGGGUGAACCCGGUAGCCGGUCAACUGAACACCUAACAGAGACUACCGACACAACACCCAUUGUGUACGCUUCGUGGCGUCAAAUGUUCAUCAUGCGUGAGCGUAUUAUCUUUAAUGGCUGCUACAUAAGCAAGACAACCUAUUUGCGUAUGGGCGAGAAUAGCUUUCAGGAUCAAUACUAUCGUCCCGUACAGCUGGUGGAAUAUUAUCGUUAUGUACGAUUUUUAGGUGAUGGUCGUGUGCUCAUGAUGACCAGUGCCGAUGAACCAGCACAGGGUGUGAAUAAGCUGAAGAAUGUUAAUCAAUUGCGCCCGGAAGUGCUCUGUGGCCAUUAUCGACUCUAUGGUGACACUAUAACAAUUAUGCUAAGGAAACAACAACAACAGUCACAUAGUAACCACCAUCAAUAUGUGCGUCAACGUCGCGGUAGCAUGGCUAUAUUCAACGAAGAGCCAAAUUGUACAAAAUAUUGUAUUGAAUUUCGUAUAACAAAUACAACAAAGCGCAAAUAUGCACGUCUCCUUUGGGUACACUACUCCGUAGUGCAAACACGUAAUAAAGUUGAGACUUCGUCGGAGUUUGAAUUGACGCAGUCGAAGUAUCCACCGUUAUGGUUCUCGCCGGUUCGUAGCUACCAUUUGGAUACCGAUGCGCCGCUCGCCUAAGAGCGCAGUUAAAAAUCAGUUAUGUUACAUGAAUAAUUAGGCGAUUGGAGAUUUUUCUGCGUACAUACAUACGCAUAGGUAAUAUAUACAAAUCAUAGAAUUACAACAAAAAAAAGGAAACCUGCAUGGGAUGAAACAUGAAUGGUUGCUGUAUACUUACUAAGUAUACAAAUCUAUAUUUACUAUACACACAAACUCUUAUUAUAGAGGCUAGUGCUUAAAGAUUGAUGGCGUGGACUUUUCUAAUAUUAAGUAUGGGGCUCGUAAGUCUGGAUUUUAGUUUCCUGUUGGCUGUUGAAACAAAAUAUUCAAAUAAUAAAAUUAUAUUAUUAUACAUCACCUAAAAUUGCUGUGCUCUAACAACUUUUGGGUUGUGGGAAAUAUGCAUAGAGGCAAAUAUUUGUAAAAAAAAACCAAUAAAAAGCUUAAUACCCUUCACAAAUACAAAAUA
Molecule: messenger RNA, 2915 nt
Organism: Bactrocera oleae (olive fruit fly)
Lineage: Eukaryota; Metazoa; Arthropoda; Insecta; Diptera; Tephritidae
Source: RefSeq, a predicted model, not a curated record